Molecule: messenger RNA, 2334 nt
Organism: Lasiosphaeria miniovina
Lineage: Eukaryota; Fungi; Ascomycota; Sordariomycetes; Sordariales; Lasiosphaeriaceae
Product: NACHT domain-containing protein
Exons: 2
Coding region: 193-2271 (692 amino acids)
Source: RefSeq, a predicted model, not a curated record
ACGUCGUCUGCGAAGCGGCCCCAACGCCUCUGGGACCAGGCCUAUGACGCCCUCAAACAAGAAGAGCCCGCCUUGGUGGCCACAUACGAGAAGAUCUUGUCCUGCCAACUUUAAAACGGCCUUGGCUCCCGGGUGCCCGAGGCCCAGUCCAACGAAAUCGCCCAGGAUGACCCGGACGUGCGCCGAUGCCAGAUGAAGCGGCUUAUCCAAGGCGGCCUCGACAAGACGGCCCGCGAGGCCAAGGAGAAAGAGCGGAUCGGCGUCGUCAUGGAUGGCGUAUUGGCAACCGUGAACGUCGUGAGUUCGGCGAUUGAGGCCAUGCCGCAAGCCUCACUUGUCUGGUCUGGUGUCUGUGUUGCCUUGGAGCAGACCGAAACGAGUCGUAAUGGGAUCGAGUACGUGUCGAAGCAGAUGGAGUGGUACUGCUGCCUCUCUACCGACCUUUCCGAGGAGCCCAUCCGCAAUAGCCAGCAUCCCUUAGCAACUAAAUACGAAUGGGACAAUCGAAUUACCGACCUCUACCAACAACUUCUUCUAUACCAGAUGAAGACUGUCUAUUCCUUUUACCGUCACCGCGGCCUCGUCUUGCGCGAUAUCGUCAACCUGGACGAUUGGACCGGCGAGCUGACUGCCAUACGGGACGCUGAGGGGCGCUUCAAAGCCGAUACCACCAUCUACACUGCACUACAGGCUAAUUCCUAUCUACGCCAACUUGUGGUCCAGCAGCUGUUCGAGAAAGAACUACAAUACAUACAGCACUUGCGACUUACCGACCCCCGCGACGACAAGAAGCGCAUUGAGCAUGACAAAGGCGGCCUACUUGAGUGUUCGUAUCGGUGGGUUCUCCAGAAACCCGAGUUCACGCAGUGGCGUGACAAUCAAGGGAGCCGUCUGCUCUGGAUCCUUGGCGACCCCGGAAAGGGCAAGACCAUGCUGCUCUGCGGCAUCAUCGACCAGCUACGCCGAGAAGUACACCAGGCCACGAUCCCCGGCCUACUCUCCUUCUGCCAAGCCACCAACAAGCGCAUCAACAACGCCACCGCCGUGGUCCGCGGCCUCCUCUACAUGCUCAUCGAGCAGCGACUAUCCCUCCUCAGGCAUGUGCGCAAGAAGCACGAGCACGCCGGCGAGCGGCUGUUCGAGGAAGAGAACGCCUGGUUCGCACUGUCGGAGAUCUUGGCCAAUGUGCUGCAGGAUCCGGCCCUUCCAAGCGCCUGUCUCAUAAUCGACGCGCUAGACGAGUGCGCCGACGACCGAGAUCGACGUAAUCUUCUCCAAUUCAUUGUCUGCCAGUCGUCCGUCUCUACUCGCGUUAAAUGGAUCGCUUCUAGUCGAAAUUGGCCGCAAAUCCAAGAGGAGUUGAAAGUAGCGCAGAACGUCCCCCUUAGCCUCGAGCUAAAUGCGGAAUCAGUUGCUGCUGCUGUCGAUUUUUAUAUCCGUCAUAAGACCAGCCAGUUAUCAGAGAAGAAAGCUUACGACGACGAGACAGAAACGGCUAUCCGGGACUACCUCUCCUCAUACGCGGACGGCACCUUUCUCUGGGUAGCCCUGGUCUGCCAGAACCUCGAGUCGGUCCCGCAAUGGAACGCCAUCACCGAGCUGAGCACCUUUCCCCCUGGCCUAGAUAGCUUGUAUGGCCGGAUGUUGGGCCGGCUAAACAGUUCAGGGGAUGUCGAGCGCUGUCGGCAUACGCUUGCCAUCGCAUCAGUUGUUCGCAGACCCCUUGUCUUACAAGAGUUGCUACUUUUUAUAGACGGGUUACAACAUGUUAAAGAUUCCCUAGGGGCUCUUCGGGGGAUUAUCGGGUUCUGUGGCUCGUUUCUCUUCCUUCGAGGCGACAAAGUUUACUUUGUCCAUCAAUCAGCUCAAGACUUUCUCGUCGGCAACAAAUCCGCUAUCUUUCCAUCUGGAGUAGAAGAGAUACACUACAUAAUCUUCUCAAAGUCGCUCAGCGCCAUAUCCAAAACACUCAGCCGUGACAUGUACGGCCUCCGCGCUCCUGGCUCGCUUAUUAGUAGUAUCAAAACGCCUUGUCCAGACCCGCUGGCGACGGUACGGUACACGUGCGUCUACUGGGUUGAGCAUCUCUGCGCGUCGGGGCGAAGAGAUGACCUCCAGGACCACGGCUUGGUUCACACAUUUCUUGAGAAGUAUCUCUGCUGGCUUGAGGGCCUAAGUUUGGUCGCAGGCAUGUCGGACGGCGUCCUAGCAAUGAGGCAGCUAGAAAAUUUCCUAGUAAGUACAAGCGGCACGAAAUCUACGCUUUUCUAACGUAUAUUUAGGGGCAUAUAGGGAUGGACCCUUUGGUGUCACUAGUCCGAGAUGCCAAGCGGU